AUGGGAGCAGCUACAUGGGUCAAUACAAAGAGGUAUGCAGGGGCUGCAGUGGUUUCUCCUGAGCAGGAACUCUGGACAGCAGCCCUGCCACAUGGAACUUCGGCACAAAAAGUGGAACUGAUUGCACUCACUAAGGCACUGCAGAUGGCCAAAGGUAAAACCACCAACAUCUAUCUAUACGGACAGCAGUGGGGGUCUCCGGCCGGCCCGGCGACGCGCCCCACAACUGGUGCCCCGUGUGAGGAGUCUCUUCCGCUGACGGGCCAAUCGGUCAACGGCGCCUACCCUUCCGCCUCCAUACUGCCCUCCUCCUUCGGAACACCACAACUUAAGAAGGCAGUUCUGGAGGAUGGGCCUAAUGCCCCCUGGACCGAAACCAUCCUCCGCGGACUUGCAUUUUCUCCCUGUACGGCGGCAGACUGGCGCUCGCUGGCCAGGGCCGUACUUCCGGGCGCCCUGUAUAUAAAGUGGACUGCCCUAUACAAGGAGGAAUGUCAACAAAUUGCAGAAAGGAAUGCCCGUGCCAAUCCUGCCAUCCCGAUCACCAUGGGAAUGCUUACUGGAACAGAUGGCCAAUAUGCCUCCGGUAUUCAGCAGGCUGCCAUUCCUCCCCCAUACCAAGAUCAGGUGCGAGCCACGGGGCUCGCCGCCUGGAAUAAACUCGAAGAAGGGCCUUCUGAGUCGCCCAUCGCGGGGCUACAUCAAAAGGCUAAUGAGGACCUUCCCUCGUUUAUCGACCGGGUGGAAAAAUCCAUCAAAAAGAAACUCCCCCCGGGGGACCUUAGGGACCAUUUUCUAAAAAUGGCAGUGUGGGAAGGUAUGACCCGUGACCAUAGAAUGGCCUGUGCGGGCUUAAAAGAAAGGUCCAUGGACCGCUGGGUUAUUGCAACCAAAGACAUUGGCUCUACAUCGCAUCAAGCGAGAGCUAUGGCCGCUGCCCUCAAGGAGCACCAGCAGGAGAGCCUUGAGACCCUCGUUUGCGCCAUUCAGCAAACAUCCCUGCAGCCCCGCCCCACGGACUCACCUCGUUUAUGCUUUGGUUGUGGACAAGAGGGGCAUUUCAAGAGAAACUGCCCACAGGGCCGUAAGCCCGUCCAGCCUCAAUCUUCUGUCCUGCCACGGACCCCAUGCCCUAAAUGUUCCCCCUCUCUUCUAAUGUCACCUGUCUUUGGGCGCCCCCAUUGGCAGACAAUGGCUCUAAUAUUGACCUCGGGGCUAUUGACCCCAGCUACUGUGACCAAAACACCACAGUAAACAAUACUCAACUCUGCCCCCCCAAUGCCACUGUAUUCGUCUGUGGGGACCAGGCAUUCAGCUUCCUCCCCACUAAUUGGACUGGCCUUUGUGCCUUAGCUUGGCUUCUGCCAGAUCUCAACAUUAUUCCCAACAGAGCCUUCUGAUUCCUGCCUUCGAUCGUCUCGGAGGGCGAUCCAAAAGAGCCAUCCAGGCCAUCCCCAUCAUGCUGGGAUUAGGGAUCACUGCGGGAGUUGCAACCGGCUCUGCCGGGAUAGGUACCUCUCUCCACUACUAUAACACAUUAUCCCGACAGAUGAUUAAUGACUUGGGUGCAGUCUCGGAGACCAUCCUUGACCUCCAAACAUAGAUGGACUCGCUGGCUGCGGUAGUCCUCCAAAACCGGCGAGGCUUAGAUCUAUUAACAGCCAAAAAGGGAGGCAUAUGUUUGUUUUUACAGGAGGAAUGUUGUUUCUUUGCCAA
This is a messenger RNA of Mustela erminea (ermine), 1716 nucleotides long. Its product is annotated as endogenous retrovirus group K member 5 Gag polyprotein-like. The record is from RefSeq and is a predicted model, not a curated record. The coding region runs from base 1 to 1254 and encodes 417 amino acids. NCBI's taxonomy places the organism in Eukaryota, Metazoa, Chordata, Mammalia, Carnivora, Mustelidae. The transcript is spliced from 5 exons. Gene Ontology annotation, biological process: viral process. Gene Ontology annotation, molecular function: nucleic acid binding; zinc ion binding.